This is a messenger RNA of Osmerus eperlanus (European smelt), 2399 nucleotides long. Its product is annotated as probable carboxypeptidase X1. The record is from RefSeq and is a predicted model, not a curated record. Bases 100 to 2355 code for a protein of 751 amino acids. The transcript has 13 exons. Lineage: Eukaryota; Metazoa; Chordata; Actinopteri; Osmeriformes; Osmeridae. Gene Ontology annotation, molecular function: zinc ion binding; metallocarboxypeptidase activity. Gene Ontology annotation, biological process: protein processing; peptide metabolic process.
UUUAGAAGUUUUACGUUUUUGAGGUGGGGGUGUCUUGUGGUCUCCUUUUGGACAAGGUUUGGAUAGCUUUAAGGACUCACAAUUACGCACAGAUAGGAAAUGAUGGCAGAGGCAUCAUUGUGCAUUUUAACUGCAAUAAUCAUUUUGCACGCGUCUUACAAAGUAGGCGCAUUCAGUAACGACACUCUAGUUGUGGAAAAUGUAACCAGUGCAGCCACAAAUUUGGAGACCAAUACCACGAAUUCUGCCACCAGUCAAACUAACAACUUUGGAUUUAACCCUACAACUGCGCCUAACUUCACUACUACCAAAGUUGUCAUUAUAGAGAUGACAAACAGUACUAAAGAUACCGCUGAUAACCGCAUCGAUAAAGACAAAGAAGAAAGUACUAAGACCGUCGGGGAAGAUGCGCUCAAUGAAUUGGACUGCCCCCCUCUGGGUCUGGAGGGCCUGAGGGUGGAGGACAGCCAGCUGCGUGCCUCCUCCCAGCAGCGGGCGGGGCUGGGGCCUCACCGCGGCAGGCUGAACAUCCAGUCUGGCAUCGAGGAUGGGGACCUGUACGAUGGAGCAUGGUGUGCCCAGUAUGAGGACCAGGACCAGUGGCUGGAGGUGGACGCCCUGCAUCUCACCCUGUUCACCGGAGUCAUCCUGCAGGGAAGGAACUCCAUCUGGAGCUGGGACUGGGUCCACACCUACAAGAUACAGCUGAGUAAUGACUCGAUGUCUUGGGAGACUGUCAUGAAUGACACAGAGGAGGCGAUAUUUCCGGGUAACCAGGACCCUGAGACGCCGGUCCUAGGGCUCCUCCCUGAGCCCACCGCCGCCCGCUUCCUCCGCAUCAACCCCCAGACCUGGUACUUCAACGGCACCAUCUGCCUCAGGGCCGAGAUCCUGGGAUGUCCUCUGCCAGAUCCAGACGACAUGUAUGGAGAGACUCAAUCAGGCUCCAAAGACGAUCUGGACUUCAAGCACCAUAACUACCAGGACAUGAGGAGGUUGAUGAAGAAUGUGAGUGAGGAGUGCCCAGACAUCACCCGCAUCUACAGCAUUGGGAAGAGCUACACAGGACUCAAACUCUACGUCAUGGAGAUCUCAGACAACCCUGGCAAGCAUGAACUAGGAGAGCCAGAGUUCCGCUAUGUCGCUGGGAUGCACGGCAACGAGGCGCUGGGCCGCGAGCUGGUGCUCAAUCUGAUGCAGUACAUGUGCCGGGAGUACAAGAGAGGCAACGAGCGCGUGGUCCGCCUGGUGAAGGACACACGCAUCCACCUGCUGCCCUCCAUGAACCCCGACGGCUACGAGGGAGCCUACGAGAAGGGUUCAGAGCUGUCGGGGUGGGCGCUAGGGCGCUACAGCUACGAGGGCAUCGACAUGAACCACAACUUCCCAGACCUGGACAACAUCAUGUGGGACGCACAGGAAAUGGCAACGGACAAAUCUAAAGUCAGCAACCACUACAUCCCCAUCCCGGAGUACUACACGAAAGAAGACGCCUUCGUGGCCCCAGAGACCCGUGCCGUCAUCAGCUGGAUGCAGGACGUGCCGUUCGUGCUCGGGGCCAACCUCCAUGGGGGCGAGCUGGUGGUGACGUACCCCUUUGACUGCACGCGCGACUGGAUCCCCCAGGAGGACACCCCCACGGCCGACGACAGCUUCUUCCGCUGGCUGGCCACCGUGUACGCGUCCACCAACCUGGUGAUGGCCAACCCGGAGCGCCGCAUGUGUCAUUACGAAGACUUUCAGCAGCACAACAACAUCAUCAACGGGGGGGCCUGGCACACCGUCCCAGGGAGCAUGAACGACUUCAGCUACCUGCACACCAACUGUUUCGAGGUGACAGUGGAGCUGUCCUGUGACAAGUUCCCCCACGCCAGCGAGCUGCCCACAGAGUGGGAGAACAACAAGGAGUCCCUGCUGGUCUACAUGGAGCAGGUCCACAGAGGCAUCAAAGGGGUGGUGAGGGACAAAUUCACCAAGGCUGGCAUAGCCGACGCUGUGGUCAAAGUUCAGGACAUGGACCACGACGUACGAUCAGCCGCUGGAGGGGACUUCUGGCGUCUGCUAAACCCGGGGGACUACCGGGUGGUGGUGUGGGCGCUGGGCUACCUGCCCGCCGCGCGGCGCUGCCAGGUGGGCACUGAGGCCCGGCCCACCCCCUGCCACUUCCUCCUGACACCCAUGCGGAGGCUGAAGCCGGGCCGGUGGGGGGGCGGGGGGGCCCGCCUGGACACACAGCUGCGCCUGCGGGCGCUGAGGCUGAGGAAGCUCCGUGCCACCACCAAGGUCCUGAACCGCCGCAGGGAGCAGCAGCAGCAAGUUCGCAGGACGCGCUCCGCCAGAAUGCCCCGGGGAUGAGGGCAGGCCUGCUCUCUGGCGGGAGGUCAGGGGAUGAGGGGAGG